GAUGUGACAGUGUCUACCAAACUCCGAGUUGAAUUGUUCUUUCUUGGACGCAACGGAGACGAAGGGAAGGGCUGCCCGCCGUUCCCGUUUACGCAAAGGCCAAAGCCACGGCCAUAGCAAGAAAAAGGAGUUCCCGGAAAGAAACUCCACUCCUCCAAUGAUUUCCCUUUCCCCCCAUUAAAAACGGAACAAUUUCCACCUCCUUUUUGUCUUUGCCCUCACUCUUCGUCUUCUUCAUCUUCCGGUGUGCUUUGCUCUCCGCAUAAUAACAUAUAUAUAUAUAUAUAUAUAUAUAAGUGAAGUAAUACGGAAGGUUCCAAAACAGAACCAGACCUCUCUGCUCCGAUUCCGGUAGGUCAGGCGCAGCCCCAUGCCAUACUGCCGACACCGUCGUCUUCCCUGCUGAUUCGGCUCCUCCUCAUCCAUAUCUCUAUCCGUUGCCCUCCCUUGAUAGGACCCGCUAUAGCUCUAGUAUUCCAUCUGCAGCUGUGGUCCCUUAGCUUUUGCUUGCUGGGUCUUCCUUUAUUUACACGGGCGCUUGGCCAGGCGAUGAAAAGACGGGGCCUUGAUUUCGAGUCUCUCCGGGGUUUAUGCAUUUUGGGGCAGGGUUCUGAUUCUUUGGAGAAGUGUUGCCCAGCAGCUGAAGCUGAUUCUUUCUGCAUAUUGAUCGUAAGCCCUCGUUCCUGCUACCCUCGUUCCUGCUACUCUCUGUUUCUUACAAACUCGCCCUUCUGUAGUUCUUCAUUGGGGAGAACUGUGGAGAACAACCGUGUGUGUGUAGCAGUCUUCGCGUUUUAGCAUCUCUUGUUUCUGAUUGGAUUUUCUCGAAGCAGACAUUGGUUCUUGGUUAAAAGCUUGCUCUUUCCUACCGUGCCUGUGACUAAACCUUUUCGGGCAAGUCUUGACGAGAAUUUGAUUUAUUUGAUCAAGAUAUGGAUAUAAGUAACGAGGCGAGCUUGUAUCCUUUCCGGAUCGGACCCUCAUCGGUCCUCGGUCGGACCAUUGCUUUGAAGAUCCUGCUCUUUCGGUCGAUGUCCCAUUUCCGGCAACACAUUUUCCAUGUGUUGUUUAACUGCAUAUAUAGGGUAGGUCUCAUUGUAGGACCUGUGGUAUCAUGGUUCCACCCGAGAAACCCGCAAGGGAUAUUAGCGAUGGUCACCGUCGUGGCUUUCCUGCUGAAACGCUACACUAAUGUGAAAUCGAGGGCUGAGAUGGUUUAUAGGCGGAAGUUCUGGAGAAAUAUGAUGAGAGCUGCAUUGACGUACGAGGAAUGGGCUCAUGCUGCCAAGAUGCUAGACAAAGAGACCCCUAGGUUGAACGAAUCAGACCUUUAUGAUGUGGAACUGGUGAGGAAUAAGCUCCAGGAGCUCCGCCACCGGCGCCACGAGGGAUCUCUAAGGGAUAUUAUCUUCUGUAUGAGAGCCGAUCUUGUUAGGAACCUCGGCAACAUGUGCAAUCCGGAACUUCACAAAGGCAGGCUUACAAUGCCUAGGCUUAUUAAAGAAUAUAUUGAUGAGGUCGCAACCCAGUUAAGAAUGGUCUGUAACUCGGACUCAGAAGAGCUCUCCUUGGAAGAGAAGCUCUCCUUCAUGCACGAAACAAGGCAUGCCUUUGGUAGGACAGCCCUGCUCUUGAGCGGAGGUGCUUCUCUCGGAGCCUUCCAUGUUGGAGUGGUGAAAACACUUGUAAAACACAAGCUUUUGCCUAGAAUAAUUGCUGGGUCUUCUGUAGGGUCCGUCAUGUGCUCAAUUGCCGCCACUAGGUCUUGGCCUGAGCUGCAGAGCUUCUUUGAGGAUUCAUGGCACUCAUUGCAGUUCUUUGAUCAGCUCGGUGGGAUUUUCGCCGUGGUAAAGAGGGUUAUGAGUAAAGGGGCUGUUCACGAGAUCAGACAGCUGCAGCAGAUGUUGAGGCAUCUUACCAGUAAUCUCACCUUCCAAGAAGCUUAUGACCUGACGGGACGAAUCCUGGGAAUAACUGUCUGCUCCCCUAGGAAGCAUGAGCCUCCUCGGUGCCUUAACUACUUGACUUCUCCUCAUGUCAUCAUAUGGAGUGCCGUUACCGCAUCUUGUGCCUUUCCCGGCCUCUUUGAAGCCCAGGAACUGAUGGCAAAGAGCAGAAGCGGAGAAAUCGUUCCUUAUCAUCCUCCAUUCAAUGUGAACCCGGAGGAGGGGUCAGGCACUUCUGCUCGCCGAUGGAGGGACGGUAGCUUGGAGAUUGAUCUACCAAUGAUGCAGCUGAAGGAACUAUUCAACGUGAAUCAUUUUAUUGUCAGUCAGGCGAAUCCUCAUAUUUCGCCUCUCUUGAGGAUGAAGGAUUUUGUGAGAGCAUAUGGUGGAAACUUUGCUGCCAAGCUUGCUCAACUCAUUGAAAUGGAGGUGAAACAUAGAUGCAAUCAGAUUCUUGAGCUCGGGUUUCCUCUGGGGGGCCUUGCCCAACUCUUUGCUCAAGAUUGGGAGGGCGAUGUCACUGUUGUUAUGCCUGCCACAAUUGCACAGUACCUGAAGAUUAUUCAAAACCCAUCUCAUGUGGAGCUUCAAAAAGCCUCUAACCAGGGGAGGAGGUGCACCUGGGAGAAACUUUCUGCCAUAAAAGCGAAUUGCGGGAUCGAGCUUGCUCUUGAUGAGUGUGUUACGAUUCUCAACCACAUGAAGAGGCUCAAGAGGAGUGCCGAGAGAGCUGCAGCUGCUGCUUCUCACAGUCAGUUUUCCACAUCUAAAUUCAAUGGUUCUAGAAGGAUUCCUUCCUGGAAUUGCAUUGCUCGGGAGAACUCUACUGGGUCCCUUGAGGAUCUUACAGAUGUGGCUCCGUCGCUGCUACAAGGAGUUGGCAAUGGGCCUAUCAGUGAAGGAUCAUCUCCCGGAAGCAAUCUGCGGCUUCAUCCGGGUGGGCAUGAAGGAAGCGACAACGAAUCUGAGGGCACAGGUUUGAAUUCUUGGACGAGAUCUGGUGGGCCCCUGAUGAGGACUGCUUCAGCUGAUAUGUUCGUUGACUAUGUUCGUAAUUUAACUGUGGAAGUUGAUCAGAAACCUUUGCGUGGCGACUCAGAAGCUAACAGUCAAACGGGAAGAGAUCUCUUUUAUUUACAGAGCCCAAGGGUGACGACUCCAACAAGAAAUCUGGAAAGCACAGAGACUGAUCUGAACAGGAGCGGCUCGAGCAUCACGGUGACUGAAGGCGACCUUUUGCAGGCAGAAAGGAGUCGAGAAGGGAUAGUAUUUAACGUACUGAAGAAAGAGGAAUUGAAUCUGUCAGAGCAGGGGCAGACAAGUAACUCUGAAAUAGCAGAGUGCGUGCAGCUCGACUGUUCCGAUAGGGAGAUGGACGCGAGCUCAAUCUCUGAAUAUAGCGAGGAUGAAGACGCAAAGGAAAAAGGCUUGGAAGAGACUGCUUGUCAUGAAGAUUGCGGAAAUGAGAGCAUGCCUGUGGAUCGGUAACACCCUUGCGAUCAUAUCUGCCCUGCUACCAGAGAGUGCUGAUUGCGAAGCUUGUUUGGUCUUAUGAUAGCACGGAGUCCAGGUAGAACUAGCAAACAUAACAUGUCCCGUAACUUCUCCGUUGCAGUCGAAAUGUCUUGAUGCCUCCGCUCAUCUUUUCAGUACGAGAUGCUAUUUGAGGUGUAAUCUUUACAUGCUGUAUUUGUAACAUUUAAUCAUGCUGCUUAUAAUAUUAACUUGGUAAUUAUGUCGA
This is a messenger RNA of Punica granatum (pomegranate), 3687 nucleotides long. Lineage: Eukaryota; Viridiplantae; Streptophyta; Magnoliopsida; Myrtales; Lythraceae. The record is from RefSeq and is a predicted model, not a curated record.